This is a messenger RNA of Clunio marinus, 243 nucleotides long. NCBI's taxonomy places the organism in Eukaryota, Metazoa, Arthropoda, Insecta, Diptera, Chironomidae. The record is from the annotation of a GenBank genome assembly.
AUGAUUGAACAUUUACAUGGAGGCCCGAAAUCAGAAGCUGAAUUCCCCACAAACCGUUCUAAAUAUCAUUUGAAUGAAGAAGAAUGUAUAACCCAAACGAUAAAAGUAUUUAGCGAGAAAAUGUUGAGAUUGUCUGAAGUCACUUCCCAACAAGAUGAAAAAGAAGAAAAAGAAGCUGACGAAGAAAGAAUCGUAAAGAAAGAAAUCUUAAGCUCCAGAAGCCGUAAGGUGAAAAUAGAAUGA